AUGCCCACUUACGAGUAUUGUGGGAGACGUCAUUUUGGAGAGUGCAUGAAGAGGAUGGGGACUUGUAUUAGGUGUGGGUCUGAUGAUCAUUUCUUGAGGGAUUGUCCAGAGCCAGCUCCCACCGUCCAUACAUUAGUCCAGACUCCUACUUGUACUCAAAGUAUAGUUCAGACUUCAGCUGGGGUCGUAGUCAGUCGAGAGGAUCUGGUUACUACUCAUUCAAUUCCAUACUUUGCUUUAUUUGACCCUGGAUCUACUCGUUCCUAUGUAUCAUGUUCUGUAUCUGGGGGUCUUGAAGUCCCAGUUGGGAAUACCGGGAGUCAUGUGAUAGUUUUAAGCCCCAUAGGCCAGUCUAUUGACGUAGACCAAAUUUUUAGAGGGUUCCCUAUAGAGAUCCAUCGGGAGGUCUUUUUGACGGAUCUAAUGGAGUUGCUAUUAGAAGAGUUUGAAUUGAUUCUCGGUAUGGAUUGGCUCGACGAGCAUCAAGUUAAUCUCAACUAUGAGAUAAAGAGAGUUGUCCUGAAGACUAUUGAUAACAAAAGGAUAGUGAUGAUUGGGAAAUAUCACUUAGAAAUAAUUCAAAUCGUUAAAGAAUUUCCUAAUGUCUUUCUUGAGGAGUUGACAGGUUUGCAACCAGAUAGAGAAGUUGACUUUGAGAUUGAAGUCUAUUCCGACGACAUAUUGGUGUAUUCCCAGACAGAAGUAGAGCAUGGUGAAAAUUUGAGGAUUGUUCUGCAGACCAUGAGGGAGCAUAAAUUGUUUGUCAAUUUGAGAAAAUGUGAGUUCCGGCUCAGCGAGGUGAUAUUUCUAGGACAUAUCGUAUCUGUUAAGGGUAUUCUUAUGGAUCUAAGUAAAGUAGAGGCUAUUCUGAGUUGGAAGCAACCCAAGAAUGUCUUAGAUAUUUGUAGCUUCUUGGUUUUAACUGGUUAUUACCAUUGUUUUGUUGAGGGUUUCUCCAUCAUACCAGUUCCUUUGACGAAGUUAUUGAGGAAGGAUAUCCCACUUGUCUGGUCUGAAGCUCAAUAG
This is a messenger RNA of Hibiscus syriacus, 1026 nucleotides long. RefSeq lists its product as uncharacterized. Gene Ontology annotation, molecular function: nucleic acid binding; zinc ion binding. NCBI's taxonomy places the organism in Eukaryota, Viridiplantae, Streptophyta, Magnoliopsida, Malvales, Malvaceae. The coding region runs from base 1 to 1026 and encodes 341 amino acids. The record is from RefSeq and is a predicted model, not a curated record. The transcript has 4 exons.